Melanotaenia boesemani (Boeseman's rainbowfish) is the source of this 1071-nucleotide messenger RNA. Its product is annotated as ezrin-like. Lineage: Eukaryota; Metazoa; Chordata; Actinopteri; Atheriniformes; Melanotaeniidae. Gene Ontology annotation, molecular function: actin binding; cell adhesion molecule binding. The record is from RefSeq and is a predicted model, not a curated record. Gene Ontology annotation, biological process: positive regulation of protein localization to early endosome; regulation of cell shape; regulation of organelle assembly. Gene Ontology annotation, cellular component: apical part of cell; plasma membrane; adherens junction.
GAGAACAGAGCUGUGAUCUUUAUCAGGUGGAAGUCGGACUCUGCAGCCUCGGUCAGGCCAGGACACACCAUUGCACAGUCAAGAUGCCCAAGGAGAUCAACAUUCACAUCUCAUUGAUGGAUUCAGAGCAGGAGUUUCCCAUCAAACCAAACACAAAGGGGAGUCAGCUCCUUGCACAGGUAGCCAGCUCCAUCGGCCUGCGUGAGGUUUCGUUCUUUGGACUGCAGUUUGUCAACGCCAAAGGAUCCAUAAAGUGGUUGAAACUUGAAAAAAAGGUUUUAUCUCAGAAUGUAAAGAAAGAGACUCCCCUUCGCUUCAAGUUGAGGGUCAGGUUUUACCCCAAGGACACUAUGAAGGAGCUGAUCUUGAACAGCACCAGGAAGUUGUUCUUCCUGCAGGUGGAGGAGGAUAUUCGUUCAAAGGCUAUCUGCUGUCCUCCGGAGACCGCCGACCUGCUGGCCUCAUAUGCAAACCAAGCAAAGUGUGGAGAGGAAGGGGCCAUGAUGGAGUACCUGAGGAUCGCCCAGGACCUGGAGAUGUAUGGUAUCAGCUACUUUGAGAUAAAGAACACAGAGGGCACAGAGCUGUGGCUGGGAGUUAGCAUGCAGGGGCUGAACAUCUAUACCAAAGAAAACAAGCUAACACCAACCAGUAAAUUUCCCUGGAGUGACAUCAAAAAACUUUCUUACGUUAGUAAGAAAUUUAUCAUCAGGCUCACAGAAAAGACAGCACCUAACAUCAUUUACUACUCCCCUGAAGAACAUGCCAACAAGGAUAUCAUACAGCUGUGCAUGGGCUACCACAGUCUGCACCUGCUCCCCAAGAUGGCCGACAGCGUCGAAGUUCAGCAGCUGAAGGCUCAGUAGAGUCUGUCAAAGAAAAUGUAGACCAAGGCUAAACCAAAACAUGAAGAUUGAGAGCUGGAAUGUGAAAGUGGGUUGUGAUUAUGUUACGUGAUCCGUUUUGAUUUUUUUUCCUUCACUUGCCCAGAAUCAUGAGCAGCAGGUCAUGAGGAGAAAUGCAAUAUCCUUUGUUUCCUUAAAUUAAAAGGUUUAAAUGGUCCCAAUGUUA